AUGGCAUUAAGCUUUUUUGACCAAUUUAUAUCUCCAAAUUUUUUAGGAAUUCCGCUGAUUGCUAUGGCCAUUGCCCUCCCAUGGACCCUCUAUCCAACACCAUCAACUCGAUGAUUAAGCAACCGACUACUAACCCUUCAAAACUGAUCAAUCAACCGAUUUACUCAACAGCUUCUUCUGCCUUUAAAUCAAGAGGGGCACAAAUGAGCCGCCCUAUUGGCCUCCUUAAUAAUUUUCCUGCUAUCACUAAAUAUACUAGGCCUCCUUCCAUACACCUUCACCCCCACCACACAACUAUCUCUCAACCUAGGUCUCGCAGUCCCCCUGUGACUCGCAACAGUAAUUAUUGGAAUGCGAAACCGACCAACCCACGCCCUAGGCCACCUUCUCCCAGAGGGAACCCCCUCCCUGCUAAUUCCAAUCCUAAUUAUCAUCGAAACAAUCAGUCUCCUCAUCCGUCCAAUUGCUCUCGGAGUCCGACUAACAGCCAAUCUCACAGCAGGACACUUACUAAUUCAACUCAUCGCCACCGCUUCUUUUGUCCUCCUUCCACUAAUACCAACGGUGGCCGUCCUGACAACUGCCCUACUGUUUUUACUCACCCUCCUUGAAGUGGCCGUUGCUAUAAUUCAAGCUUAUGUCUUCGUCUUACUUCUGAGCCUCUACCUACAAGAAAACGUAUAA
Messenger RNA from Lates calcarifer (barramundi perch), 684 nucleotides. Lineage: Eukaryota; Metazoa; Chordata; Actinopteri; Centropomidae. The record is from the annotation of a RefSeq genome assembly.